Paramormyrops kingsleyae is the source of this 1741-nucleotide messenger RNA. Its product is annotated as caspase-8. NCBI's taxonomy places the organism in Eukaryota, Metazoa, Chordata, Actinopteri, Osteoglossiformes, Mormyridae. Gene Ontology annotation, biological process: proteolysis; regulation of apoptotic process. Gene Ontology annotation, molecular function: cysteine-type endopeptidase activity. The record is from RefSeq and is a predicted model, not a curated record.
AUUAAAGGAGAGAAUGCGUAGAUAAUCGCCUAUAAACAUGUAACAGAUCAAACAGUUGUGCGGAUUAAUGCGAUGCUCGACCAUAACUGAUAAUAUAUUUCACCCAUCCGUAACAAAUAUGGCUACUGCGGGUCUCACGCACCGGGCAUGCGUUCAUUAUUCAUUUUGCAAAUAAUACAGUGCAUUAUUUAAUUGCAUAAUCAUACUUCAGAUUAAAGCGGAUACGCCUGUUACGACUUUUAGGGUAUCGGUAUUUUAGAUAAAUGCUUUAUGAUCGUGUAGGUCUUUUUUGUGAGGUCGAGAAGAGUAAAAGUGAAAGCGAGACGAUCCACCUUCAGUUACAAAGGCUUCACUGUUUUGUCUGCUACGAUUUCGGUGCAGCAACAUCAAUAUCAGCCAGUUUAAGGAUCUUGAUGUGCAUCGGAACGGCGCCAUGCAAAAUAUCAGGGCAAAUAAGAUGGGUCUAAUUGACGUGUUAAUGUCCGACCCCGAUUACAUCUUGCAAAAUCUGCAAGCGGAUGCGCUCAUCACCCAGCGGGAGUAUAACAUUAUUAAAACCAAAAAGCUAUCUGUUGAGGAGACCGUGAUAGACAUUCUGGAUAAAAUUAUGAAUAAGGGCGAGGAUACAUGCCGUCGCUUCCUGACACUUCUUCAGACAGAUGAUGUCCAGGAAACGUUCCCCAACCUAAAGCAUCUUAUUUGCCCUAACGUCCCCAAGCAAGACAAUCAGGAAUUCGCUGAGAUCAGUGAAUACCCAAUGACAGACAUUCCCAGAGGACUAUGCGUAAUCUUCAACAAUGAGACGUUCACAAAUCUGAAGAGAAGAGAUGGAUCGCAGAAGGAUGCCGAUCGGUUGCGUGAAGUGUUUGGAUGGUUGGGUUUUAAGGUGAAAAUAGUUAAGGACCAAUCAGCGGAGGAGAUGCGGGACCAUCUAAGGGGUUUUGGACAGCAGGCUGGUGGCCAGUGCUUCGUGUGCUGUGUUCUGAGUCACGGGACCCAGCAGGGCGUUUACGGCCGGGACGGCAAGGUGCUCGGCCUCAGUGAGAUCUUGCAGCCGUUCAGGGCGGCGAGCGGCCACGCUCUAAAUGGCAAGCCAAAGGUGUUCUUCAUCCAAGCCUGCCAGGGGUCGCACAUGCAGGAAGCUGUGUCAGCAGGAUGUGACGAGGACCUUGAGACCGAGUCCGACGGAGGUCCAGUCGGCACCAUCCCAUGUGACGCUGACUUCCUCGUCGGCAUGGCUACCGUACAGGAUUGCGUCUCUCUGAGAGACGUCAGGGAUGGAAGCUGGUACAUCCAGACUCUGUGCAGGAUGCUGGAGCAGGGGAGCCCCAGCGGUGAGGAUAUCCAUUCCAUCCUCACCAGAGUCAACGAGGAGGUGAGCAGGAUGAACGAGACCAUGAAGCACAAUGGGGUAGUUUGCCUGGCCAAACAGAUGCCAGAGCCAAAAUACACUCUGACGAAGAAGCUGGUGUUCAGGGUGCCUGAAUAAGACAGCGGUGUCCAGGGGACUCCUUACCAAUGACCCCCAGCAUUCUCAACAAAGAACACCAAGUACAUACUACAUUUCUGCCACCUUUAUUGCUUUUUUUUCACAGUACAAAAUACUUAGCUGGUUUAUAAAGUGCUUUUUAUAAAGUUAGCAUGGUUCAGGUUCAGGGAUUUUAUUGUUGUCUUUUGUUAGUAAUAACGAGCACACUUAUGUAAAGUUUCAUUUUUAUAAAAUAAAUAUUUGCUCAUUAAA